AUGGCCUACCAAGGCAUGGGAGGAGGCAACGGCCUCAGAUCCCCGCGCGAAGAGCAGUCGUUCCUUUCCCUGAAUCGCGCCGCUCAGAACGGCGAUGGCCGCGCGACCCUGCAGCGCCGCUUCACGACCAACAACAUUCCGACCAUGAGCACGCCUCUGUCGCCGAUCGGACAACAACGUAGACAAGCGGCAGAGCCGGCCGAGUUUACUACAGCGACGUACCACAAGCUCCAAGUUCUUGAGAGAAAACGGAUUGAACACGAGUAUCUCAAAGAAGCAAAACGGCGAUUCGACGCUGAGAUGGAGCUCCUCAACUUGCAAGCCCAGCACGGCGAGAGUGACAACAACCGAUUCUCGGCUGAUGCUCACUACGGCGGACCUGCGCAUAGCCAGCCCACUACCCCGCCCGAGUACAACGAGAGCAACGGGUUCCCGUCCGCUUUGUCGCGUCCGAACCGUUUCAGCAUGUCCAGUAUCAACCCGGGUAUGACCACACGCGGUAGCCGUGCCAACUCCCAGGUCACUUCCCCUCCCGCCAACUUCCAGAGCAACGGCAACUUGCCUUCGCACUCGAUGCCAGGAUCCCGUCGCAACUCUGAGGAGGAGCACGACGACUUUGAGAACGACGACUUUACUCCUCUGAGUCCGGCCGCGCGCAAGAACAACCGUAUGUCCAUGCCAGUUACUAGAAUGGACUACGGCAACCGCGGAAAUCUUCCAGAUGUGGGCUCGCUUCUUGGUCAUAUUGAUACUGCCGGCUUCUUGUUUGGUGAUGACGCAUCAGCUGCCACUCAAGAUCAGAAGGCUUUCCUCCAGAUGGGUAAUACCAAGGACGACUUCCCAGUCUUGGUCCGCCGCGAUGGUGCUGGUAAUGGUACGAACCUCUCUGCCUCUUCCGCUGCACUUGAUUUGGCCCUUUCACAGUCCCCUGGCCCGGAUGCUCAGUCCACUGCUUGGAACGGACACCGUCAUCGUCAGGCUCAACAGUCCCUUCCUGCUAACACUUUCCGUAAAGCUUCUCAGAUGGACGACUAUGAGUCCGGUCGAUCCAACGGCGCCGAGACUACACCCAAGAACAACCGUCGCUCGGUCGAGUUCAGCUUCAGCCCCAAGGCCAACGAGUCCAAGCGCUCCAGUUACGGCGGCCCGACCAACGGCAUGCCCAAGUUGACUCAGUCGUACUCAACAAACGACGUUCCGACCCUGAAGAAUGGAGCGAACGGCGCCAAUAGUAUCGGUUUCACGCACUCGCAGCAGUUCCACAACCACAACGCUAGCCUUGGUCGCAUUCCAUCAAAUGUCCUGUCCAACCGUAACAGCCGCGACCUCUCACUCGGUAAUCGCGAGUCUGAGUACCGUUCUCCGCAGUCAGGCUUGCACGCAAGCGCUGCACCUUUCGGUCCUGGUAUGACUUCAGCUGCCAACGGCAACGGCGGAGUCUCGUCGACUGUCGGUUCACCAGCCAUGUCACAGUACUCGAGUGUUUCCGCUGCCAACCCAGGAUACUAUGGAUACGGUAUGAACAUGCUGAACGGUGCUUUGAAUGGUCUCAACCUUGGAGGUGGGCCCGGUCCUCAGUACGGUGGACCCACUGCUUACGCUCCCACCAACAUGUACGGUAACGGACCGUCGCAGUACAACCCAUACGCUACCUAUGGCCCAGGCGGUCGCGUACAGGACAGCCAGGCUCGCGUCAUCCAGAGCCGUCGUCUGCAGAACGACGCCAACAAGUACAUGAACUACGAUCUGAAGACCAUGCCCCGUCAUGAGAUCUACAGUCUGUGCAAGGAUCAACAUGGUUGUCGGUUCCUGCAGAAGAAGCUCGAGGAGCGCAACGCGGAGAACAUCCAGAUCAUCUUUGAUGAGACUGCCCCUCACGUCGUUGAACUCAUGACUGAUCCUUUCGGCAACUACCUCUGCCAGAAGUUGCUGGAGUACUGCAACGAUGAGCAGCGCAACACUCUUGUCCGCAACGCUUCUCCUGCGAUGGUUCAGAUUGCGUUCAAUCAGCACGGCACUCGCGCUUUGCAGAAGAUGAUCGAGUUCAUCUCCACCGAUGAUCAGGUAUACUAUGACCCUCGGUAUUAUCCCGCUCCCGAGCUAAUCCGUCCCCAGACUCAGAUGAUCAUUCACGCAUUGUCUGGACAGGUUGUCGAUCUCAUCCAGGAUCUGAAUGGCAACCACGUCAUUCAGAAGUGCCUGAACCACCUCAAGUCUGUGGAGGCCCAGUUCAUCUUCGAUGCUGUAGGCGAGAACUGCAUCACUGUUGGUACCCACCGCCAUGGAUGCUGUGUUCUACAGCGUUGCAUUGAUCACGCAGUCGGUUUCCAGAAGGUCGAUUUGAUCCGCAAGAUCACUGCCCACAGCUUCCACCUUGUGCAAGAUCCAUUUGGCAACUACGUGGUUCAGUACAUCCUCGACCUCAACGAUGCGGCCUUCACGACCCCCAUGUGCCAGGGCUUCCAGACCAAGAUUUGCGAGCUGUCCAAGCAGAAGUUCAGUUCCAACGUUAUCGAGAAGUGCAUCCGCUGCGCUGAGCCGCACGUCAAGGGCAUGAUGAUUGAGGAGUUGCUUGACGUCGAACAGCUUGAGCAGCUCAUGCGCGACUCUUACGGCAACUACGUUAUCCAGACUGCACUCGAGUUUGCUCCCGCCGAGCUGUGCGUGCACCUGAUCGAGGCCAUGCGUCCGAUUCUGCCAUCCAUCCGCCAGACUCCUUACGGUCGUCGCAUCAUGAGCAAGGUUAGCGAGCGCGAGAGCCGCCUGGCUGCCUACACUGGCCGUACUUCAUCUGGCCAAGGUUCACCCGGCGCUGGGCCAGGUUCUGAGUCGAGCUCGGUCUUCAACCAGGCCCCGGCACAGUACCAGCCUCCCAACGGUUCCUCUGGCUACCAGACACCCAUGUAUACUGCGACCGCAAACUAUGGUCCGAGCAUCAUUUCACCUCAACCUCACCGCCAGCCGCACCGCUUGAGCAACCCGCACCACAUGCACAACCCGGUUCAGGACAACCGUCAGGGCUACGCUGGCUACCAGCAGCAGCACCAGUACGGCAUCCCUCAGACCAACGGCGGCAACGGCAGCUGGUUCUAG
Molecule: messenger RNA, 3093 nt
Organism: Alternaria hordeiaustralica
Lineage: Eukaryota; Fungi; Ascomycota; Dothideomycetes; Pleosporales; Pleosporaceae
Exons: 4
Coding region: 1-3093 (1030 amino acids)
Biological process (GO): post-transcriptional regulation of gene expression
Cellular component (GO): cytoplasm
Molecular function (GO): mRNA binding
Source: RefSeq, a predicted model, not a curated record